UUCAAAAUCACAUGUGAUUUUUUUCACAUUACGCAGAAUAAAUAGAAGAUGGAUUAUUACAAUGGAAAAGAGUUCGAAAUUUCUUCCUAUUUUAAAACAAUAUGGGAUAAUAUAGCUUCCAUUGGAUGGUACAUAAUUGGAAUUAUGAUCUGCAUUUGGUACGCAUCUCCUUCUAUUCAAGAAAGAUAUGCAAGUUGGAAACUAAGAAAGGAAGAAGAAGAAUAUGCAGCAAAGUAUCAUAAAAAUACAGAUCUUUUGCAAGAAAGAAUUUCAAGUAUGGAAGCUUCACGACAAAAAAUGCAGCAAGAAUAUUAUAAGAAAUGCAUGUUAGUACAGCAAGAAGGGACAGAGCAGAGAAGAAAGACGACAAGAGGAACAUUAGGUUUAAGUUUGGACAGUAAUGUUUUAGGCCAAAGACUAGAAAAGAAAAAUAACGAUCUACCUCCUUCAACAGGAAAAAAAAAUAAUUCUUUAAGGGAAGAAUAUAAUCCCUUAAUGGGCGAUAGUUCUAGAAGUUAUCGACCGCCUAAACGCUCUUGUUGUGGAAAGGGCAGUUGUGGAUAAUAACGUAACUACUGAUUGUGUUCGAGGCCGAGGAAUUGUGCUGAGGGUAGCCGCC
This is a messenger RNA of Eufriesea mexicana, 619 nucleotides long. RefSeq lists its product as uncharacterized. The coding region runs from base 49 to 564 and encodes 171 amino acids. Gene Ontology annotation, biological process: endoplasmic reticulum unfolded protein response; retrograde protein transport, ER to cytosol. Gene Ontology annotation, cellular component: endoplasmic reticulum membrane; Derlin-1 retrotranslocation complex; Derlin-1-VIMP complex. NCBI's taxonomy places the organism in Eukaryota, Metazoa, Arthropoda, Insecta, Hymenoptera, Apidae. The record is from RefSeq and is a predicted model, not a curated record. The transcript is spliced from 6 exons.